GCUUUACAGCUAUAAUUAAAACGAAAAACCCUUCCUUACCUACGACAUCAAAGUCGACCCACCGAAAGGACCACGCUCCGCCUUUUUUUCUCUUUCAAACAGGUUCAAGCUAUCACCGACAAGGAGGUACUUUUGUCCCUUCUCUAAUUUGUCUUUGAAAAGCCCAUUCCACCCCGUUGUAAAGAGAGGCGCGUUGCGCUACAAUCCAACAGUGCUGGAGCAUCAGGUACCAAUAAAAUUUGACCUCCAACAUUUGUCCUUAACGAUGUAUCUCCUGGAAUACGUACAGCCCCUUCUAAUGAUGACGUUGAUUUAUUCUCAGAAAGUCGACUUUGAUUGUAGACGUUGGGGAGUAUCGUGCGCCAAGAAUGGAAGGUGUUUAACAACUUCAAAUUACUGCGAAUGUUCCAACAAUUAUACUGGACAUGACUGUGGACUUCUAACAUAUGUUUCAGCCCAUGAACCGCAUAUGUUGAUGAGUGAGAAAUCUUGGUCCUCCAGCAUUUCUCCAAGUCCCAACUGUGGAGGUUUGAAGUGUCAAAAUGGAGGCACAUGUGUGACAGCCAAUGAAACAUUUUUUUGUUAUUGUAGUCCGAGUUUUUAUGGUGACCGAUGCGAAAGUUCACGAGUUGCCGUCGACUGCCAAAGCACACAGAUGUCCAUAAAAAUCGCUCCUUUCGGACAAUUCACCGGGAAAAUAUUCGUGAAAGAUUUCGAAGAUAAUCCGAACUGUUCUUUCAACAAUAUGGGAGACGUGUGGGAACUUAAUUUGGAUUACUUUUCAGGAUGUGGAGCCGGGAUUGAAGGUCAAACUGUUUUCAGCGAUAUUCCAAAGAUCGGUGAUGUGUCGUUUAAGCGGGAAAUCGUGGUACUCUACAACCAAGACAUCAUGAACAGUUUCGAUGAGUUGCACACAGUCAGCUGCCAACAUAACCUCAAGAUGGUUAUUGACCCGAUGUCUAUGACUUCCAAUGUUGUCGAAGAUUCCAAUUUGACCAAGACUGAUACCAAGAAUAUUUACAAUCCAAUUGGAUUCGAGAUUAAGGACACCAAUGGUGAUCCGCUGAAGAAAGCCGUGUUUGUAGGAGAUCAGGUUCAACUGACUUUUAUUUUGUGGGAUAAUGAAGUAUUCAACGACUUCCACGUAAGUGACUGCGAAGCUUUUGAAGCUGGAGGUGGGCAUAGCAGUAUAAAACUUAUCGAGAACAGUUGUGUCAACAAGAAUGCGUUCAGCGUCAUUGCUGGUGACUUGAAGAAAGAUGGCGCCAUCCCUAUGACAAUCUCGCUCCUGAUCCGGGCUUUCCGCUUCGUGAAAUCUCCCGCCGUCUCUUUCCGUUGCAAUGUGAUUGGGUGCAAACCCGAUGAUGAUACAUGCUCUUCUUUGUCUUGUAGAGAUGGCAGCAAUGCUUUUGGUCGUAAACGCAGAGAUGUGGACGGUGUCAGUGGUGCUAUAGAAUUGACUGAUGGAAAAGAUCAGAAAACUCUCUCGAAAACUCUUUAUGUCAGGGAGCUGAGCAUUCAAAAUAUGUCAACCAUGACUCCACCUGACGACUGUCUGGCCAAAAACGAGUUCAUCACCAUGAUUACAUGUCUAGGAGCUGUGGUUUUAGUUCUUCUCAUUCUCUGUGGAGUACUCAUCUACUUGGUUCGACGCAAGCGCACUGAGAAAGACUACAAUGGAGAAGCACCACAAAAAUCUAUGGGAAUUGUGGAUUUCAAGAUUCCUCGUGUAACAAACUAAUUUUAUAUAUAGAGAAUAUCGCAAUAAUUUCAUUUGUAACCAUUUUUUCUUCUCACUCUCUAAAUUCCUUCAGUUUUUAAUAGUUUAUUUUACAUUUUAGUUGUUCUUUUUUUUUGGUAGCUUUUUUAAAUGCUUUUGUUCUUGCUUUUUCUUCUUUUUCUUGACACAUAUUUCAUACUUGCUAUUUGCUACUCAUUUGAUACUACAGGCAGCACAAUGUUAGUUUGUUUUAUUUUCGCUUCUUUUAGCCUACUUAAGAUAUUUUGGAUGACAGGGAGGUAGUUUAACUCACUGUAGCCACUAUCAUAGUCUUGUCAAGUCACUUGACACCUUUCACUUGCUACGUCUUCUGAAUAUUGGAAGAACAUAGAAAAAAAAGACAUCCUUUUUUUUUUCCUCUUUUUGAUUCCUGAUUCCUGUAAAUUUACCUUUCCACUGACCCAGUUCUUAAAAUCGAACCACAUCAAAAUGAAGGCUUAGAGAGAAUUAAAUAAAUGUAUUUGUCAGAAAAGUGUCACACACACACAUCCAACAACUCAGCAUUCAGUGACACAACACUACUACAAAACAAAA
Molecule: messenger RNA, 2314 nt
Organism: Octopus sinensis (East Asian common octopus)
Lineage: Eukaryota; Metazoa; Mollusca; Cephalopoda; Octopoda; Octopodidae
Product: EGF-like domain-containing protein 2
Exons: 13
Coding region: 266-1741 (491 amino acids)
Source: RefSeq, a predicted model, not a curated record